Molecule: messenger RNA, 720 nt
Organism: Acanthosepion pharaonis
Lineage: Eukaryota; Metazoa; Mollusca; Cephalopoda; Sepiida; Sepiidae
Source: the annotation of a GenBank genome assembly
AUGUUGAACAUUGGUCUACAGCGUACUUUCUUCAUUUACAUAUCUUCUCUUUGUCAGACUUGUACAAUUCGUAUAUUUAACACUUUUUGUGAUCUAUCUAUCUAUCUAUCUAUCUAUCUAUCUAUCUAUCUAUCUAUCUAUUAUUCAAUCAAUAAAUCAGUCAAUCUAUCUAUCUAUUUAUCUAUCUAUCUAUCUAGUCAAAAUAUUAAGUUGUGUUACACAUUACCGCCGCUGGCUAGCAGCAAUGCGAAAAGGGGAGCGGAGUGCGUAAGUCUUCCCCUACCAGUAUAUAGCCUCUCCAUCAGCAAGUCCUAUGUAGUGUCACCCCCUGGCGACACAUGGCAACCGAGCACUUUGCGGGCUCGGGCUAAACUACAGGGGACGGGGGAUGAUUUUGCACCCCUCAACAUGUGGCAUGCUGGCCCAAUGAUACCCGGUAUCUAUCUAUCUAUCUAUCUAUCUAUCUAUCUAUCUAUCUAUCUCUUCAUUAUCUACCUGUCUGUCUACCUGCUCAUUAUCUAUCAAACUGUGCAUUAUCUAUCUAUCUUUUUCUAUCUAAAUGUUCAUUAUAUAUCUAUCUAUGUGAUCAUUGCCUAUCUUACUAACUAUUCAUUAUCUAUCUAUCUAUCUAUCUAUCUAUUAAUUAAAGAUUCCAUUUAUAAUAUUCGUCUGAAGAAGUCCUUGUUUUCCUGUAUUGUCAUUCAAGUAUGUGUCAUUUAA